UGGGACUUACAGCAGAAGUAAUCCUACAUCACCAUGGUGCGUCCUUGUGGCCUCCUAACCCACCAAGAGGAGCCAGUGCCACUGAAGAGCAUCUCUGUGACCUUGUCAAUUUGUGAGUUUGUGGCUGGUGUGUCUGCUACCUUAAACUAUGAGAAUGAGGAGAAAGUUCCUUUGGAGGCCUUCUUUGUGUUCCCCAUGGAUGAAGACUCAGCUGUCUACAGCUUCGAGGCUGUGGUGGAUGGGAAGAAAAUUAUGGCAGAAUUACAGGACAAGAUGAAGGCCCACACCAACUAUGAGAAUGCCAUCAGCCAGGGCCACCAGGCCUUCCUAUUGGAGGAGGACAUGAGCUCCAGGGAUGUCUUCUGUUGCAAUGUGGGGAACCUUCACCCUGGAUCAAAGGUGGCACUCACCCUGAAGUAUGUGCAGGAGCUGCCCCUGGAAGCAGAUGGGGCCCUGCGCUAUGUGCUCCCAGCUAUCCUGAACCCUCGAUACUGUCUCUCUGGAUGGCCUGAGGACAGUUGCCUUAAUAUGAAGACUCCUGUAGUCCCUUUGGAGGACCUGCCCUACACACUCAGCCUGGUUGCCACCAUCAGUUCCCAGCAUCGCAUCGAGAGGAUCCAAUCCGACUGCCCCUUGAGUCCUAUUGAGUACCAGGGAGAUGAUAAGACUUCUGCUCAGGUUUCCCUGGCUGAUGGACACAAAUUUGAUCGAGAUGUGGAGCUCCUGAUUUACUACAGUGAGGUGCAUACCCCCAGUGUGGCUGUGGAGAUGGGGACGCCUGAAACGAAGCCAGAUUGUUUGAUGGGAGAUCCAUCUGCGAUGGUGAGUUUCUACCCAAAUAUCCCAGAAGCUCAGCCACCAACUACCUGUGGAGAAUUUGUCUUCCUCAUGGACCGCUCAGGAAGUAUGCAGGGCCCCAUGAGUAAACAGGAUAAAUCUCAGCUGCGCAUAGAGGCAGCCAAGGAGACACUGAUUUUACUGCUGAAGAGUUUGCCUAUAGGCUGUUAUUUCAACGUCUAUGGAUUUGGAUCUUCCUAUGAGGCAUUCUUUCCGAACAGUGUGAAUUACAGUCAGCAUACCAUGGAGGAAGCACUGAGGAGAGUUAAGCUUAUGCAGGCUGACCUAGGGGGCACAGAAAUCUUGACACCACUCCAGGCCAUUUACAGGGGAACUUCAAUCCCAGGCCACCCCCUGCAGCUUUUUGUCUUUACAGAUGGGGAAGUUACCGACACAUUUAGUGUAAUUAAAGAAGUUAGGAGCAACAGUCUGAAGCACAGAUGUUUCUCAUUUGGUAUUGGAGAAGGAGCCUCCACCAGCCUAAUAAAAGGCAUUGCUCGGGUAGCAGGGGGUACUUCAGAAUUUAUCACCGGCAAGGAGAGGAUACAGUCCAAGGCUCUUAGGGCCCUGAAACGUUCUCUACAGCCUGUGGUCGAGGACGUUUCUCUGAGCUGGGAUUUGCCUCAGGGUCUAUCUGCUAAAAUGCUUUCCCCAGAACAGACUGUCAUCUUUAGGGGUCAGAGGUUAAUCGUCUAUGCCCAGUUGACUGGGAUGAUACCUCCAGCAGAGGCAACAGGAGAAGUUUGCCUCAAGUACACACUCCAGGGCAAGAGUUUUGAGAAUAACGUGACAUUUUCUCUACAACCCCAGCUCGAUGCCAACUUCACUAUUCACCGCCUCGCUGCCAAGUCCUUUCUUCAGACUAAGGACAUGGGCUUCAGGGAGACUCCAGCAAAUGAUAAAAAAGACGUGUUGAAAGUCAGCAUUGAGUGUGGAGUCAUAAGCUCCCACACAGCUUUUGUUGCCAUCAACAAGGAUCUCAACAAGCCCGUUCAGGGGCCCCUGGCUCAUAGGGACAUUCCAAGGCCAAUUCUUUGCGGUGCUUUUCCUGUGCUAUCAAGACGUCAUCAAGGUGGAUUACAUAAAACCCAAGCUCUUGGUCAUAGACUAAAGAGGAAAUGCGUGCCUCUCAAAGAGACCUCUCCUGAGAUGGAAAGGGCUUGUUCUUCCACCAGCGAGACCAACUUGGAAACUCACCAUACAGUCUUUGGAAAUAAUCACCUUGUGCAGCUGAUUUCCCUCCAAAAUGCAGAUGGUUCCUGGGAUCUGAAUGAAAGUCUGGCCAUGGCCCUCGGUAUGAAUUUGGAAGACAUACUGGCUGCACUCCCUGUCAAGAAUGUGGAUUCCUCAAGCUGGGCCACAGUCCUGGCAGUGCUCUGGCUGCAUACCAAUGGUAAGGACUCAAUGUGUGAAUGGGAGCUUCUGGAAAGGAAAGCGGUGGCCUGGAUUCGCUUCCAUGCAGGCUCCAUCAUGCAUGUGCUUGUGAAAGCUGCUGUUGCUUUCCUGAAAUCAACUGUGGAUCCUGCCAUCUUUGCCUUUUGAGGA
Molecule: messenger RNA, 2382 nt
Organism: Ceratotherium simum simum (southern white rhinoceros)
Lineage: Eukaryota; Metazoa; Chordata; Mammalia; Perissodactyla; Rhinocerotidae
Gene: VWA5A
Product: von Willebrand factor A domain containing 5A
Source: RefSeq, a predicted model, not a curated record